AUGGACAAGUUCAAAGCGCUAGAGCCCGUCCGGCUGCACUCCUCAGACGGCCGAGCACCCCGCGCGCCCCCGCGCCCGCUCGGCCCGCUCAUCGGCCGGGUGCCGCUGCACGUCCACGCCGCCGUCCUGUCCUACGCCUCGGUGCCCGACAUCCCGUCCUACGCACGCACAUGCCGCGCCCUCGCCCGCCUCGCACACGCAGACGCCCUCUGGUCCGCCCGCUACGCACCCCUAUCGUCCCUCACAGACGCCCUCGACGUCCUCGACACCCGCGCGCGCGGCGAAGAGGCCAACAAGCCGCCCACGCUCGCCGUGUCCGCCAACGACAAUGACGGCUUCGACGACUUUGGCGAUUUCUCGAGCGCGAGCCAGAGUAAUGCGGUGGAUCUGCUGGGCGCGGGGGCGGACGAGAUGGGCGAUUUUGUCGCGCCCUCGUUCUUCGCGCCAGCCCCGACACCGCUGCCCGCCGUCACCACGCCCCUCACCCAGUUCCGCCGCGCGCACCAGCUGCUCAAACCGCUCACGCCCGCCCUGCUCGAGCCUCCGCAUUUAAUACUCGGCCGAUUAUUCUCGGGUCCCGCGCUGGGGCUGCAAGAGCAGGCGCGGGUGCUGCACGCGCUCUUCCUCUACCUCUCGCCCGAUGUCGCCCCGUUGCGGAGGGCGGAGAGUUUAUUGGCCGGGCUACGGGCCGCGGCGGACCGGUUCGACGCCGCGCUGUUGACCGCGUUCGAAGAGGCGGACAGCAGGGACGACGAGGACGCCAUGCGCGCCGCCGCGUCCGCGUCCUGGGAAGUCUGGGCCGCGUCCCGCCCCCCGCUCUCAACCGCGUCCGCCUCGCGCUCGCCCAAUCGCGAUAUCAGCUUCACAGCCACGCUGCAGAGGGACGCGGAGUGGGAGAUGGGGCGGGUGUGGGCGGAGAAGCGCGAGAUAUUUUAUACGGCGGGCGGGAGGUUCAGGCCGGGGGAUAACUUUACGGAGGAGGGCAAGUUGGAUUUCGGGCCGAUGGAUGGGUUUAUGGUGUUUGUUAUUGAGGCGCUCAGGGAGCAUGGGGAGAGGGCUGUUAGGGUGUUUCCGCCCGCGAGUCGAGUGCUCGUUUCGUUCGCGGACAGGUUGGCGAAUGAAGUCGUCGGCGAAUACAUCACACCACUCCUCACACAAGCCCGCGCACUACAAACAUCCGCCCUCUUCCUCCGCGCCACAGCUGCCGCUUUUCGCGAAGCAUGGCGUCUCGUCGACGCGUUGAGAGCCGUAGCGUCCACCGCACCCGAUCCAGACGCGCUCGUCACUCAAGUCCAGGCAGAGGACGUCGUAUACCGCAUGUUCGAGCCCAACAUGGACGAAUACCUCGACGAAGAAGUCGAAACGCUCAAACACGCCUUCGACGCGACCUGCCGCCAAUGGGACAAAGAAGUCGCGCGCGCCUCCGGCUCGCACACCACAGUCCAAACCUACAACAAACGCUCAGUCCUAUCAUCCUUCACCGACGUCCUCCUACUACCCGUCACCAUCGUGCCAAGAACUGUAGGCGGAGCGGCGCAGAGAGUAGGCGGUGCGGCGGUGCAGGGCAUCGCGAUGCUGGAUCCGAGGAGGUGGGGCGCGGACGCGAGCGCGAGCGGUGCGGGCGCGGACGGGGCGGGGUAUAAGGCGCAGGGCGAGGCGGAGCCGGUUGUAUGGGCCAACGAGGACGACGAGGACGAAGAGGACGAGAAGACGCUCGCGCGGAUGAGCAGUGUGACGGGCAGCACGUCCUUCUCGGACCGCGGCUCCGUCGCGUCGUUCAGCACGCUCCAGUCCGCCUCCGGGAGCAACUUCCGCGAGAAAGGCUCGAGCAAGGAGAAGGAUAAAGGGAAGGAGAAGGGCAAGACGUACGAUAAUCUGCAGCUGCUGCUGUCGCUGGACGUAACGCUCGAGCUCAUCCACUCCGCCCGCGACUCGCUCAAACGCGCCGAGACGUUCGUCGGGUACCCCGUGCCCGUCGGCCCGCGCGUGCAGUCGACGGUCGAGGACGUCGCAGCUGAAAUGCUCAUCACGCUCGCGCAACGACACGUCAAGCCCGGGUUCGAGGCGGCGAUAAAGCAGAUGCGGACGUACGAGCCGCCUGCGGUGGGCCCGGCUGGUGUGGAGGGGGUUGAGGCGGAUGGGGAGGGGGUGGGUGAGAAGGGCUGGGGCGAGAAGGGCGAGAAGGUGUCGACGAGCGUGGCGCCGCUUGUGCAGUUCUUUGAGCUGGUGCAUAUUGGGGAUAUGAUUCAGAGUAUUGUGCAGGUUUACUUUGAUAAGGAGCUCGCACCUCAUGUCGAUACGACCGACUUCUUGAACACCGUCGUGCGGGAGAAGAAGCGGUUCGAGAAUGUACUGGACGACAGUGUGGCCCAGGGCUUGAACGCGGGUAUCGAGGUACUCAUGAACCAGGUCGACCACAUUAUCCUCGCCUUAACACCUCCCCGGGCAUACUACCCACCGGAGGACGCACCCUUGCUCCUUGGACCAUCGGCCGGCUGUACAGCUGCGAUACGUUGCCUUGAGAACCACAUCUCGCUUCUAAAGGGCAAUGUGAACCGCGAAGUCCUGGAGGUGUUCGAGACGGAGCUGGGCGUACGACUCAUCGGGAUCCUCCAGAAGCACAUCAAGCGGCAGAUCAUCAGCCUUAGCGGCGGCUUCCAGGUUAUCGCUGACCUCAAUGCUUACCAUGCAUUCAUCGCAUCGCUCAAGAUCCCGUCGCUUACAGCGGAUUUUGCGAACCUGAAGAUGUUGGGGCACGUGUACAUCGUCGAGGAUGCGAAGGACCUCGCGCAGAUCGUGCGCGACGUCACGCGAUACGGCGGUGCGUAUCGCCCUGAGGACAUUUACGAGUUUGUGCAGAGGCGGAGCGACUGGAAGCGGAUAGAGAAGGUCGUGGACAAAACCAUGUACAAUCUGAAUCUCAGGGAGGACUGCGUCAUAUGCUAG
Messenger RNA from Peniophora sp. CBMAI 1063, 2946 nucleotides. The record is from the annotation of a GenBank genome assembly. Lineage: Eukaryota; Fungi; Basidiomycota; Agaricomycetes; Russulales; Peniophoraceae.